ACGAAUAAUAGUUCUCUCAUUUUGCAAACGAAAUAACCUUGCUCUCCCUCUUUGCAAACAGGUUUGCACACGGCGGUACAAUCACAGUGACAGCAAGGCCAGUUUCACAGCCAGGCUAUCGGAUUACGGAAGUUAUUAUGAUUCACCCGGGGGGGGGGGGGGGGUAGGUGGGACCUGAAAAAUAACCUGAACAAUGAUAGCAGAAACAAUGACUAGUAACGCGGAUUUGACUGCUGAGAAACAGGCGUGGCUUUUGAACGCUGUAAAAUCGGGGAAACUCACGUUUGGCCAGGGCAUCGACGAAAUUAACAAAAUCUUACUCAGAAUGGACGUGUCGGCUGGAAACUCCGGCUCCAUGCCCCAGCUCAGCAACGAUGAACAGAUCAGGUUACUCAAUGCAGUGAAGAACCGAGAGCUCACCAUUGAUGAGGCUUGGGAAGUUGCGCAAAGUGGCAAGCCAGCACUCCAGGAGCCAAGCAAACCAGAUACAAUGCCUGAAAAUACACAAUACAACUUUUCUGUCUAUAAACAUAAUCGAUACAGAAGGCAGAAGAGAGUACUGAUGAUUGAUUAUAAUUCAAGGCUAUUGUGCAAUAUUGAAAAAGGUAUUAUUAAGAAACAGUUUUCAUUUAAAUCUAUCAAAUCGUGUGAACAUGUUGAAGGACAGAAGAUUAGCAUUUCCUUUUUAAGGCACCACGAUUAUGAACUUGAAGCUACUUCUGCUGAAGAUAGAAUAAAGAUCAUUCAACUUGUGAACCAAAUCAUUCAAAAUAACAUUAAUGCAACCCAUCCGACACGUGAGAGGGACAGUUUUACCCCACAACAAGAGACUGAGGUCAUAAAAGAGGGGCAAUUGGAAUUGCAGAAAGGAGGCCUUGCUUCAGUAAAAUGGAACAGAUACUGUGUGCAGUUGCAUAAAGGAGAACUAUCUUUUCAGCGCCUCAACCUUGGUGACGCAAAUGAGCAGUUGGGCUUGACUCCAAAUGUGAUUUAUUUGUCGGAUGGUAAUGCAAGUGUACACAAGGAAGUGGGAAGUGGGUCCUUCACUGUGAUCACAAAGAAAAACUGCUACUUAUUCCGAAUACCAGUCACUGACCAGUUACAAAGUACAGAAGAUUUAACAAAGUGCCGGGAUGAGUGGAUUGAUGCUAUUGAUAAGUGCUGUUUGCACUGGAAGCGUUUAUCACAAUCACAAACACAACUUCUUAUAGAAAAUAACUUGAUUGAGGUUAUACCAGAUAUACCAUCCACAAAGGAGCCUCCUUAUCAAACUGUGUUAAAACAACCUAACUUAUCUGCAACCUCAAACCUGGAAGGGGAAAAAGAACAAAAAGAGGAUGCAGAGAAAGAGGCAGAGGAGGAAGGAAUGGAGCUUACUUCUGCAGUUAAGAAAACGGCUGUAGAAUUGCCUUUAGAAAAGGCCACACUCUCCCUUGUCACUCAAUGUCUUCCAGGUCCAACUGUGCCUGUCCCUCCCCUGCCAGCACUCGCUAUUCCUGUACCUCCUCAGCUUCUACUGAAGAAAUCGAGUGGUAUGAUAAAGAAGACUAAAGCAUUCCACUGGGAUGUAGUUGCCCCAGAAAAGAUUCAGAAAUCUAUCUGGGGACAAAGCAAUACGGCAAAGAUACAAUUACAUUAUCCAAGACUUCUUGAGCAGUUCUCUACCCAAGAUAUCUUAACACACCCAGUUAAUGACUUUUCAACCCAUCAGCAAAUACUUCUGAAUCACAAAGUUGCCCACAACUUCAACAUUUUUCUGAAAAGCUUCCCUAUCAAAGUGUCUGAACUGAGGGGGAAAUUGCUCAUAAUACAAGAAGAAAAUGGUGGAUUAUCAAAUGAACAUAUUGCUUCUUUACGGAGAUACGUUCCCACACCAAAUGAUAUUGAAAAGUACAAAACGUAUAAAGGCUCUCAGGCUGAUCUCCAUGUUGUUGACCAAUAUAUGAUGGAGAUGUGCAACAUUCCCCAUCUGAGUGACAGACUGGAUCUCAUCCUGAGCAUACGAGAAUUUCCAGAAACUGUUGAUGACCUUCAACCACUGAUAAGACAGAAAAUCAAGGCAUGCUCUCAAUUGCUGGAAAGUAAAUUGUUUGUUUCCGUGCUCGAGUAUCUCCUUGCAAUUGGUAACUUCCUGAACACAAACGCUGGCAAAGAAAAGGCAAAAGGAUUUUACCUUUCCUCCCUGACAAAGGUGGUCCAGUUGCGAGGGAAAGACAGGAAGUUCACCCUACUUCAUGCUCUCGUGGAGCAGAUUACUUCACAAGAACCAGCUUUGACAAACUUUCCCCAAGAGCUUACAGAAUUUGAAGAUGUUCCUGGAGAUUCCAUUAAGGGCCUGAUUGCUGAGGUAGAUGUUUUGAAGAAUGAUUUGAUGAAAAUUAUUCAGUAUGGGAAAUUAUUCAAACCCAAGAACAAGAUGUACUCUGAUGGACAGUUCUACAAAGGACUGAAGGUUAUAAUUCAAAAAUAUGAAGCUGAGUUGUCUGACUUGACCAAGCAACGUGACGAAAUGAAGAAACUCUACAGUUCCAUCUUGGUUAAAUUUGGGGAACCACAGGAUCGAGACUCACAGGAACUGUUUGGAUGGAUCUCUUCCUUCAUUAAAGAUUUCAGGAGAGCGGUCACAGAACGAAGAAGCUACAAACUGGAAACAACUCAAAAAUAAUGUUGAACAUUGUUACAUGAAGCCUUCUGGGGUUUUCCUUUUUCACAUUUGAGAAAGAAAUGUACUUCAGAUUUUGUCUAAUUAAUUUCUUGAUCCCACUAUGUUAUGUUUCAAAGCACCUUGCAGUGCUGGACUGCCAAUCAAAUCAGUGCUCAUGUACCAAAAAUUAGCAUAUUCCAUCCUGAAAACGGAAAUUUAUUUAUCAUUCCUUUAAGAUAUUUAUUUCCCCCCAUUUAUCUCCCUCUAUUUCAUCUAUUAUUUGCAAGAGCAAAUAGUUAAUCUGUUAUUAAGUCUUCCCUCAGUGCUAUCCACAAUAGUUCUUCAGAGAGAACGGUCUGAGAUGACUCACCCAAUUAAUGGGCUGGAUUUUCAAAUUGAGAAAGGUUAUUUGGAGGAAAACCAGGGUUAUAGAGGAGCAUCCUCUUACUCUGUGGCACAGAAUGUUGGAACAGCAGAACAGUGCCUCACUCUAUGGUAGCUGAGUGCUGAUUACAUUGGGUUUUUUGCAGUGAUGUUGUUAUAGAGUCUGAAAGCCUGAAAACAUAUACCAUACUGUUACUUGCUGACCAAUAUGCAGCUCAUCAGUAUGCGGAACAGUAGAGUGAACUAGGACCAACAUGUUGUUCUUACUUUUGAUAUUUUUGUGUGGUUGGUGAUGUGAACAACAGAAGUCAUUUUUUUUAUAAGACCAUCAACUUCUAUUAAAAAAACUCACAGGGGGAUGACUGACAAUACUAUUAUGUCUGCCUAGGGUUUAAAUUCAGUUCAGACUGAUGGGAUGAAAGUUUUUUAAUCUCUUGACGACUGCUUAAUGUGCUGAGUAAAAUCAGUUUGGACAGUUUCAAAGCAGCACAAAGACUAGCUAGAAUGCACCUGUGAUUGCCACUAAUUAAACAGUCACAGUUAGAGAGAUUAUAAGGAUGGCUCUUAUUAGGGAUGAGAAUGUUGCUUUAGUGCAAGGAGGAAGUCUUUUGGGGUUGUUGUGGUGGGGAAGAAAGAGAACAGAAGGCAGAUUUCUUAAUGUUGAUGUUAGAUACAAAAUCUGCAAAAAUUUCCUAGGGCCCAGUGAUAUCAUCCAGAAAAUUUCAGUGAAUGUAAUGGAAUCUUGAAUUUACACCACUCUGUAAAGUACACAAUGAAAAUUCAAUCGUACCAUGCUAAGAUUUGUUUUAAAUCGUGUAAUUAUUUCGUUAUUAACAAUGAGAAUUUGAGAUUCAGGCAUUAAACUUUGCUCAAGAGCUUGAAUGCACUGGCACUGCUCCAGACAGAAGAAAUUUCACUGGAAAGGAUUGAUUUUUAGAAACAUUGAAUGUGCCACUGAGCAUCUAUAAAACGUUACAUUUUGCCAAGUCCAAAUGACAUCCACCUACACAUCUCUUAACCUAAUAUGAUUUAGUUUAUAGCUAUGAGAAGCUCCUUUCCGCAGUCCAGUUCUGUUCAUAUAAAUGACUCUGGUUUCUGCUUUGCUCAAACAGAUGUAUAAAUUUAAUUGUCUUGUAUUUGAUUGGUCUUUUUGAAUUGAAUAUACCUUUUAUGUGACUGA
Carcharodon carcharias (great white shark) is the source of this 4208-nucleotide messenger RNA. RefSeq names its product protein diaphanous homolog 2. The transcript has 17 exons. The record is from RefSeq and is a predicted model, not a curated record. NCBI's taxonomy places the organism in Eukaryota, Metazoa, Chordata, Chondrichthyes, Lamniformes, Lamnidae. The coding region runs from base 194 to 2665 and encodes 823 amino acids.